Molecule: messenger RNA, 237 nt
Organism: Eimeria maxima
Lineage: Eukaryota; Apicomplexa; Conoidasida; Eucoccidiorida; Eimeriidae
Exons: 2
Source: RefSeq, a predicted model, not a curated record
GCGUAUGCAUCUCAUGGAUUAAAGGAUAUAUUUAAUGUAUAUAAUUUAGAUCUACAAAGAGUAGCGAGGGCAUUUGGUUUCUCUGUUCCUCCUAAGGUAGAUUUAAAUCUAAAAGCAAAAGGGAGAACAAAAAUUGAUAAAAAAAAACAAAGAUUUAAUGCUAGUGGGCAUAAAUUCUCUGCAGCUAAUCCUUAUGGUGUGCGAGCACCGGACGACAAGAGGCAGUUUUGCCGUUGA